GAUUAAAUUGUACACACCUAUGCUGAUGAACACUGCAAGGCCACGCCCAUUUUUUACUUUUUACUUCCACAGUAUGAACAGCCGCCCUAUUGCCGGGAUAGUGUGAUGGACAAAGAUCCAUCUCGCUGUUUGGUAACCCGAGAGAAACGUGGCGCUUUUGCUUGACGCGCGUGCAAAGAUUGAGGAGGCUCUAUCCCCCUGAGUCCCCUACGCUAGACGCCAGUGAAUGUACCACACAAUGUUACAGACUAGUUACGCAAACGUAAACGUGAAGUUAGUUAGAAUUCAGACUCAAAGUCGAAUUAUUUAUUCGCAUUGCUGAGAAAAUCUAUACGAGACCUCAAGUAAGAGUCAAUACAACUAACAAGGUAAACAACACGCAAUUUGACUGUACUAACAAUUUGCGUGGAUACUGUGACUCCAUGCAGGAUUCGAUGAUUACACAGCGAAACGUAACAAAUAUCGCUGACCUACAGUAGCUGCUGCGCUAGCCUUACAGAUUACAUCAUGUCUCGUGACCACAAUCUACAUCCUAUAAUAAUCGCAAUCAAACAGACAGGAGGUUGAAGAAUGACAAUCAGUGUGUCGUAUAUUCUACUGGUACCAUCACUAAUUUUCUUCCUGUCUGUAGUAACUAGCAUUACACCAGACGUAGAGGAUGGAGUUGGGGGCCGUCUAUCCUGGAUACAAUGUAGUUGGACGGGGAGAUACCAUGGAGACUCGGGAGAAAUACAUACUUGCGAUUUCACAAUAGAACAUUCUGGCAACUCUCUUCAUGUCGUCUACGCAGGCGUCAACAGAGUCUAUUGUAACGGUUACCACCAAUGUUGUUCCAGAUGGUACUUUACCUUCGAUCGUAAGGAAUGUGAUAAUCCCGGACCUAUUGACCUGGUGGUUUUCAAGCGGUACACAGACGACAGUCCCUACAGGACCAGACAAGCGGAAGGAUAUUGUUACAACAUGACUCGUGGAGAAGUAACCGUGGCGCUUCAUGUAGGCCCAUGCGUACCCUGGAGCAAUAGACUUGAUAAUGCGAACACAGGAUGGUUUGAAGAAUCACCGUCUCGUAUUCUUAUCAGAGAAGUGCACCCGUAUCAAAAGUAGAUUGCGCAUGUCUUGACGUCAUCGCACUCAUUGAAUGGCUGUUUGUUCUAUUCUAUACCCUUGCGUGUUUCUUGUUGCUGAGAACUAAUACUAUGAGUUCAGCACAAACAUUUCAAUAACAAUUUAGCGGAACUGUAUUGGUAAACUCAUUUGAGAUUGCUGAGCAUGCGCCGAGCCUACAAGGUGUAUUGUAAUAAUCAAUAUC
Molecule: messenger RNA, 1309 nt
Organism: Corticium candelabrum
Lineage: Eukaryota; Metazoa; Porifera; Homoscleromorpha; Homosclerophorida; Plakinidae
Product: collagen triple helix repeat-containing protein 1-like
Exons: 3
Coding region: 571-1104 (177 amino acids)
Source: RefSeq, a predicted model, not a curated record